AUGAGCUAUUGUAUAGAUCAUCCUUAAUAAAAAAUAUCAGCUAUUUGUGUUUCAUCUCAUAAAUGUUAGAGAAAACUGUGUGAUUAAUGUAUGAGCAAUCAUCUAAUGACCCAAUAAAAGCCACUUCCAAUAAAUAUUUUUUUGGAUAAAUUACAAGAGAAAGUCAAUUAAUAUAAGUUAAAGGAGAACUAGUAAAAAUAAUAGUUCAGAGUUGCUUUUAAAUGUGUUCUCGAUUCAACAGAAUAGAUGAUAAUAAAAUUAUAUAAAUAACUUGAUGAAUCUAUUGAAAAAAUAUUUAGCAAGAUGGAAGAAUAAGAUUAAUCAUACAUUAAUCUCUUAGACAACAAUUCCAAUCCCACAGAUUCUUCAAUUAAUGAUUUAGAAUAGUUAGUUUAAAUUUUGGAAGGAAAUACAUUAGAAGAUUGGAAUAACUAAAAAAAUUAUUAUAUGUUAUAAUUGGAGACAUCCAAAAAUUGGUUGGAAUAAGAGAUGAAAAAUUUUAGUAAAAAUUUCAAUUUUGAAAUGAGUGAAAUAUUGUCAAAUUUUAAGUAAAUAUUUUCUAUAUAAAUUAGGAGCUAUUAAGAUAAAUAAUUUGUGUGGCAAGAAAGUAGAUACAUUGAGAAAAGUUUUUUAUGGAAUUAUUCAAAAGAAAGAUUUAUCAAUACUGAAUAUUAAAAAAUAUUUACUAAAUAAAAAGAAAUUUAAUAUAUUAGGGAAGGCUCAAUUUUAAGAAGGUAUUAUAUUUAUAUUGAAAACAAAAUAGUGAUAUAAUUAUUGACUCUUCCUAAAAACCCUAGAUGUUUAGUAACUUAGAGUAAAUCCAAUAUUUAAAUUGGAUUGGAGCUUAUGGAAAAUAUAAUUAAAAAGUUGGAAAAUGGUUAGCUACUUGGAAGGGAGAACCAAUAAACAAAGUUGGUGGCUAGUACUCAGACUAUGGAAGAAAAUUAGGGAAAUGGAAAGAGCUAAUCAAUAAUUAUUGGAGGUUAUUAAUUUUAAUUAUAUAAUAGCAAAGCAUAAGCUUACGAAAUUGGAGAGUAUGAAAAUGGAUAAAGAAGAGGAGCUUGGAAAUGUAUAUAUGGAGAUAAAGAAAUGUAUUUGAUAUACUUAUACAUUAAAGUGGUCAAGGAGACUAUAACUCAUAAGGUAGGAAAGAAGGCAAAUGGAUAGAAUUAACUGAUGGAUUUUGGGAUCAAUCUUAAGCUAUCUUUUAAGGAGAAUAUAGAGAUGGCAAAAAAGUUGGAUAAUGGGAUAUUAAAUUAAGAAGCGAAGGUUAGGAAGAAUUUGAAUUAAUGUAAAUAUCAUUAAAAGAAAAUUUAGCGGUGGAGGAUCUUAUAAUGAGUCUGGUGAUGAGGUUAAGAUUGGGAAAUGGAUUGAGUUGCCAGAUGGUUUCAAUAAUGAGCAAGAAGUAACCCUUAUUGGUGAAUAUGAAAAAGGUAAUAAAUUUGGAAGAUGGGACAUUUUAUAUAAGGGAGAUUAGAUGUAAUAAUUUUUUCAUCAUGUUUUAGUGGUGGAGGAUCUUAUGAUGAAGGAGGCUAAGGAAUUAAAAUCGGGGAGUGGAUUGAAUUAAAUGAUGGAUAUGAUAAUUGGAAAUAAAUAUCUUAUAGUGGAUAAUAUAAAAAUGGAAAAAAAGUUGGUAGAUGGGAUACCUAUUGGAAUUGGGAUGGAGAGAAUAAAUAGAUGUAAUGUCUAGUAUAUCCAAUUAUAGUGGUGGUGGGUUAUAUGAUGAAGAAAGAGUGGGGAUUAAGAUUGGUAGAUGGGUAGAAUUGAGUCAAGGAUUUAGAAAUAAUUCACAAGUCACUUACAAUGGGGAGUAUAAAAAUGGGAAUAAAAUAGGAAGAUGGGAUAUUAUGUGGAAAUAGGAAGAUGAGAAUGAGUUUAAAUUGAUGUAAGAUUUUGCAAAUAAAAUAUUUAAGUGGAGGUGGCCUUUAUGAUGAAGUAGAAGAUGGAACUAAAAUUGGAAAUUGGACCGAAUUGAGUGAGGGCUUUUGGGCUGAAUCUUAGGUGGCUUAUGUUGGAGAAUAUAAAAAAGGUAUAAAAAUUGGUAGAUGGGAUAUUUUAUAUCAUGGAAAAUAGAUGUAACUAAAAUUUUUAUAAAUGUUUUAGCGGUGGUGGGCUAUUUGAUGAAGAAGGAAACGGAUUAAAAAUUGGAAAAUGGGUGGAUAUAAGUGAGGGUUAUCAGUACGCUUCAAAUAUCAUUUAUAUUGGUGAGUAUAAAAAUGGAAAAAAAGUUGGUAGAUGGGAUGUUUUUGAUGAAGAUGAAUAAAUGUAAAAUAAUAUGUACGAUAGUUUAGAGGAGGGGGAUCAUAUGAUGAGAAAGGUGAGGGUAUGAAGUUUGGAAAAUGGAUUGAGCCGUGGGAAAAGUUUGAUUGGUAUAAUUCAAUAGUUUAUAAUGGUGAAUAUUUAAAUGGCAAAAAAGUUGGUUUAUGGGUGCAAUAGGGUAAAAGUAAUGGAGAGGAAAUUUAUAAAGAAAUCAGAUAUGAUAAUUGA
Molecule: messenger RNA, 2487 nt
Organism: Paramecium primaurelia
Lineage: Eukaryota; Ciliophora; Oligohymenophorea; Peniculida; Parameciidae
Source: the annotation of a GenBank genome assembly